UCAUCAAUGCCAGUCACAUCUUUACUAAGACCCACAACGAUUGCCUCACAGCUAACGGAAACCGUGCUUUUACGGCUGCCCAAGAACUGCAGCUGCAUCAAUAGCAACCAGAAAAAAGUUGGUCUGUGAAACCGAUCUCAAUUGAUUUAACAGAGGACACCGAUAGGGAAACGUUUGCCCGUGAAAAUGAAAUCGAAAAUCGAAUGGGAAAACUUCCUAGAAGACGAAUUUCUUAGUCCUUUAUAGCCGUAGCGGGCUAUCUUGCGCCCGGCUGCCCCUCCUUCACAACGGCCAUGAACACCGACCCUGCGCAUUAUACUUUAACGCCCACCAACAUCUCAGAUGGCCUUGCGAACCGAUACGUAUACCGCACCAUCAACUACAUUCGGCGAUAGCUCAGUGCUCAUUUUAAUCGACACCUUACACUAGUACCGUACCUAAUACGAAGAUCUGUAACGCGAACGAUAAUUUAGUGGUAGGCAAAUCGAACAAGCAAUCAAUAGAAUUAGCGAACGCUCCUGCAGCUGCUGCGUCGGUUCCUGGAAGCUACAUAUCAAUAGGUUAUUUCGAUCAAAACUCAGAAUGCGUCUGCGAGUUUGAUCACGAGCGUGCCGCAGUUCCAACUGCCCUUUCGCUGCUGCUAUCGCUGGUUUGCCCUGGCCAGUCUCUUGGCCGCACCGUACACCGCGGCCGGCCCUUACUCCGUUGUUCGGGUCAUGCCCCGUCUUCGUUGCCGAUAUUAUCAGGUUCAUCCUUCGGUGAGACAAGCUCAACGAGUAGCAUCUCGAAUGAAGUGGCCACUUUGUCACGAAAUGACGCCGGCCAACUGGAGAAAGUCUAGCGGGCCAUAGGCGGCAACCGAAGUCGGCAAUUAGGACCAGCUUUUGGGACCCGGCUGUGUGUCGCUUCCAAGCGGGUCUUUGUGCUCGUACGUUUAAACCAUCAGCGCUAAAAAAAUAAAAUCUAAUAGAUGCCAAGAAAUCUGUUGUAUACGAUUUUCGGUGAGAAGUACGCUAGAGCUUGUACGUAACCAAAUGAAGAGGGGCGCUCCGUAGUGUUUCACCCCCAUUUGUAUAUAGGAAAAAUAAGCUAAUUUUCUAAAGCAUUCAGUGAUGGGAUGACGCGUAAUUACGGACUCUACACGCACAUGAGACAUAAUCAGCGCGUAAUGUAAAUAAUUAUUGUCGCGUAAAAGUUUAAAGAGGCAGAGAAACUUCACAGUUAUUCGCUUUUAAAAUCUUACAAUUUUGUGUUGAUGCGUUGUUGAGCGUUGCUUACUUGUUCAAUGUAUCAAUUCACUCGAUCUUAGGCAAAUCCAUACCUUACCUUCAGUAUUGCCAUAUAAUAGCCAUAUAAUUCCAAGUACCAUCGUAUGGUAUAGUAAUAUUUUUCUUUAAAUAUUCUUCUUCUUCUUCUUCUAUUUUUUUUUAAACGUUUUAUGUUUAUAUGUUGAGACCUUACACUGUUAGCUUUGUACAAGUACGACACCAAUGUGAUUAUUAGUUACUGCAAAAAAGAUGCCUGUAUCUUUUUUUUUUUUUCAUAAUCCUCUAGAAAUGGCCGAACUCAAUUUCUCUGCAGAGUUGACAUUGGCUUCUAGACUUGGACGUGUCUGUUCUGUGCACCUAGUUAAUGAAAAGAUUUUUUCCAUUUUAUUAUAGAAAUUUCGAAUAUCCUUAUACCAAAAACUUCUCGAUGUGGUUGCCCCAUUUUCAAACCCGAAAGGUAAUGCGGGUUCUGUUUAUCGAUUGACUUUGACAGCAACAACAACAACGACUAUCGUUCAUUACGAAAAUAGCAAUCUAAGAUAUGUAUAAACGUACCCAAAAAAAUAUGCGGACGAACGGAAUGAUAUAAGGUGUAACUUAGCCGUGCUCGUUAUUGAACGAAGUUUUUUCAACAAUAUCAUGUUACGUAAUAAUGAAGGGAAACUUCGUCGUGUAUAUCUAAGAAUGAUUUAUAGAUGCAUAGCUAUGUUAGAAGUGAUGAAGAUAGAAGUUGCUGAUAUGCUCGUAAAGGAAGCUCUAAACAAGUCAGGAACAGUGAUUUUGUGAGUUAUAUAUGGGCAAAUGGUUCCUAUCCACAGUAGAAUCACCUUGAUUGAUUCCACUAAGUGUCUUCCACUAAGUGCUGAAAAUCCGGUAUGAUCCAAAAGGUAUUUCUCGGCAACGCCGUAUAUACUAAGGCCUGAGAUAUUACAGUGGUACAAUGUACAACUACAGUAAUAGUAAUAAUAAUCAUUGUUAUUAUUAUGUAACAAUCUAACUAACAUACGUUGUAUGUUACAAAAGCCACCUUUGGAAUAUUGUUUGCGGUGGUAUCGCAGACGGUAUCUAAAUCAACCCUAUACAAAACUAACGUUUCAAGCUGACUCCGAAUAUAUGAAUAUGCCGAAAAAGAACAGCAAAAUAACUUCGUAAACCAUGACUGCCGUGAACAAGGUUACAGUUAGUUUUGUGUGUUUAGGUAUCGAAGAGGGCCAGAGGAACUUGUAUAUUUCCGUAUUCUGACGGAUGAAACCGGAAUCAUGGACCACGAUCUUGACGUGCUCGCCAGCACUUCAAUUGAUUUAAGCCGAGCACGAAACAUUCAUACAGCCUUUGCUGCCGCAACUUAUAAAAGAGCGAGAACGAAAUCAAAAAGCAGUUUAUGAAAGGCCAGAACUUCCUCGGACACCAGCCGCUGGAUACGCUCGCGCUUAUUACUCUCAGGCUACACAGGACAAAUCGAGCAGCUACAUCGGAAACUUGAUGAGCCUCGUCAUAAAAGAGAACCCCCUAUAUUCCUAAAAAAAAUUGAACUAGUAUUUAUAUAUCAGUCCUUAUAGGCCGCCUACUGAAGGCGAACCGAUUCGAAUCCUGUAGUAUCGCAUGCCAUCGUAAAUCUGCCGACUUCGCCCGCACGGUCCACUAGUCAAACUACGUACAACGAUAUCUAAGUAUGCCAAUUGGGAGAUCUUGUAUCACAAAUCUCUAUUGUAGGCAAAAUGUUUACGCUUCAUUCUGGAGACGAUGACAACCUCUUGAUCCUCCGUUAUUAUGGAUCGAUUAAAUCUGAAAUGAUACUAACGCACAGGUCGGGAUACUUUCAAACACGCACUCUUUUUAAGCAUCGCUAUCGAAUUGCCUCGUAGGGUGUAAGUACAAUCUAAUUUUUUCUAAAAAGGGAUUUUUACAGAAGUCAUACACAGGUUGCAAGUUACCUAUAAACUAACACGUGUUUUUUUUACAGGUUUAGUUUACAAAAACCUUUGUGAGGAGCCAUCAGACGAUCUGGCCUAAUUUCAAACCUGAGCGCUAGCUGAGCUUUAACGACAACUUAUAAUAAAUGGUGCUGAUGCCGCCCAGAGAAGCUUAUCUAAUAUAGAUGGGUCGAGCAGUUCGGCGAGGGAAAAUCGCUUUAUGCCAGCAAAUUGUCAGACAUUGGCCUCUGCUGUGCUCAAUUGGGCCACAGGAGAGUGCACUGAAAAAGCUGAAUCUAGUAAUCCCCAAACAAAGUGGGAAUUAACAAAAGGUUCUUGUUCCCGCUCUAUGAGCACACGUAAGCAGGGAUUGUCAAUAGGUACCGGCCAAUCGACUAAUGUCCGCAGCUCAGAAUGCAUCGUCCAAGAGUAUGUCAAUUGUGAAGAGGCGGUACUCUCGGAGCCCCAACAACAAGAGGAUCAAUGCGAAUUUUUGCCAGACCUAAUGUCUGUAGAUAGCAGCAUUUUUAGCUCUCCUCAAUGCGACCAGACAAUGCCAACGAUAAGCACUACCGGCGAAGAACUCUACGAAAUACCUAUAAUGUCGUCGGUCAAAUGUGAACCCGCAAGCCCAUCGUUUGAAUCGACGACACAGAUGAAAAGGCGUCGAUUGAUGCCGACUCUUGUAUCCCACCUUCAAAUGCCGUACGCAAAAAAACCAGCGCCCUCUUCUAUUCUAACCAGUUCCAGUCCGAUUAUCCUUAAUACGACGACGGCUACUACAUCUACUAAUUUUCUUUCGUAUGUAAAUGGACGAUUUCGAGAGACUCCGUCUGUUGAUGUUUCGACUUCGUCUUCACCGUCACCGGCAUCAGCUCUAUUGCCAGCAACAUCAAAUAUCUCGUCAGACACUUUUCCCAGUAAUAGCGCAAUUGUAGGCGGCAGGCUACUUCGCGCGCGUAGAAACGCUCCGGCGUCAGUUGGAAGUUUGUUAGCAUUAUCAUCAUCAUUUUCGUCGUCGUCGUCGUCGUCGUCGCUCGAAUUAAUGCAUGCUGUCACAACCCUUAACAAACAGGAUCGUGAAGACUCUGACGAAUCGACUACCGACGCAGUUAGCAAUUCUUCGUCAGCAAAGACUUCACGUCAACAACAACGACCACAACAACAGCAGCAGCAGCAGCAGCAAAGCCCGCCUGCAGCCUCCCCAGUCAACGAGUUGCAACCAGCUUCGGCUGCCAGCCACUCGUCUCGAUACAAUUCGGCGGAGCGUUUUGCAAACCUGAAACGAAGUUUGAAAUUGACGUCGCCCGCCAGAUUCGUCUGUAGCAGAUGCAAGAUCAACCUGUCUGGUCGUAGUGAAUGGGCUAAGCACCUCGAAUCCCAUAGAAAGUGACGUAUAUACACAUAUUUAAUUCUGUACAAAUCCUAUAACCCAAGUAUAGGCAAAAAAAUAUGAAUGCAGAGUCUGAAUGAUCUUUUGAGUGUGACCGCAAACUAUGACCUACGCCGAGUGUCUAGCUUCCCGUCACUAAGGCCAGUGAGACUGUCGUAAGUGGUCAGAGGUAUCACGUGUGUCAUAAGGUGUUCGAGAAAAUGUCGUAGGACAAACAACCGUAAUAUUCAAAUAUUUGUCUCAUUUAAAAGAAUAAUAUUAAACAAUGCAUUGUCCAAACUUCAAUAAAGGAGCCUGAACAUGUACCUUCUACAAGUAGAAACGUGUGUUCAACAUAGUAUACGUAUACGACGAUAUAUAACAUCUUAAUGAAUUCUUUCCAAGAUGUCCCUUUUUGUUAGAAACAAACAGAACGGCAGACAUUUUAACUUAACUAGAAGUAAGCUAUCUAUAAUUACUGCAUAGACGUUACAAAUUAGACAUAUGCUUUAUAAUCGCGUAGUUGUUCAGUGCACCCGCAACCACAUUGCGAUAUUUAGAUGCUUAUCGUAUAGAACUGUCUGCCUUUUUGGGUUUUACAUAAUUUGUUUUUUAAUGAAAUUGAUGUUCUUGUUUUCCUAACAUAGUCCUUAGAUUGUUUUUGUUUCGGUAGAAGCUUAAAGCUAUUAGCAGGGUGUUAUCAACGACCCCUUCUUCGAUAAUGUCGAUCGUCUAAACAUUGACUUGUGUGGCGUUAUGGUUUCCUGUUUGACGGAGUCUAAUAAAGCUUUCUUCUUGUAGGAAAUCUGGAAACGACACGGUCCCAAGACUAAGACGUACCGCGAACCUAGGCUGAGCUGAUAUGACCAUACAAAAUGCCCAGAACCCGUACGUUCAAGAUGCGGGACCCCGGAUCUCAAGGCCGAAGGCCUUAAAUGAUUUGCUAUGUGCUGCACUAUUGCUUUUUUUUUUAGGACACUGUCGUUUUAAUUAAAAUUAUGACUACGAUAAUAGUUUAAUCGAUAACCGGCUAAUUUGAUACCGUAACUGACUAGAUAGUUGUUUUCGUAGCUUCAACUGAUCAUCGUGUCCGAAGUAAAUGACAGACAACCGUUGGGAAUCAAAGCUUCUUAAACCUUCGAGGGUACUUUUCAAUGUUUAAACACAACGUCCGACAUAGAAAAGUAAACUUUUCACCAGCUAUCCAGAAAAGAAUUACUUACACUACUAAUCUUGAUUAGUGAAAGAGGAUGCACUAUUAAAAAGCAAGCUCUGUGACG
This is a messenger RNA of Varroa destructor (honeybee mite), 5833 nucleotides long. RefSeq lists its product as uncharacterized. Gene Ontology annotation, cellular component: nucleus. Lineage: Eukaryota; Metazoa; Arthropoda; Arachnida; Mesostigmata; Varroidae. The record is from RefSeq and is a predicted model, not a curated record. Gene Ontology annotation, molecular function: DNA-binding transcription factor activity, RNA polymerase II-specific; sequence-specific DNA binding. Gene Ontology annotation, biological process: regulation of transcription by RNA polymerase II.